UAAUUGCCCUUCAUUUUUGGCUGCUGCUUUAGCUAGAGCAACUUCAGAUGAAGUCCUUCAGAGUGAUCUUUCGGCACUCUACUUACCAAAGCAUGUGGACAACGCAGAUGGGAUCAUACAGAUUGAGACAGUGAAGUUGGCCCGCUUAGUUUUCAGCAAGCUGCAUGAGAUCUGCAGCAACUGGGUGAAAGACUUUCCACUCCAGCCAAAGCCCCACCGCUACUAUGAGACAUCCAUCCAUGCCAUCAAGAAUAUGCGCAGGAAGAUGGAAGACAAGCACGUCUGCAUCCCAGACUUCAACAUGCUCUUCAACCUUGAGGACCAAGAGGAGCAAGCUUACUUUGCAGUGUUUGAUGGUCAUGGGGGAGUGGAUGCUGCCAUCUAUGCCUCCAUCCAUCUCCAUGUGAACAUGGUCCAUCAGGAGAUGUUUCAGCAUGACCCAGCAGAGGCACUGUGCCGAGCUUUCCGGGUGACUGAUGAGCGCUUUGUCCAGAAGGCAGCCAGAGAGAGUCUGCGUUGUGGAACCACUGGGGUGGUGACUUUCAUCCGAGGAAAUAUGCUGCAUGUGGCUUGGCUUGGGGACUCCCAGGUUAUGCUCGUGAGGAGAGGCCAAGCUGUGGAACUGAUGAAACCCCACAAACCAGAUCGGGAGGAUGAGAAGAAGCGCAUUGAGGCACUUGGUGGAUGUGUGGUCUGGUUUGGAGCCUGGAGGGUGAAUGGGAGCCUGUCAGUCUCCAGAGCUAUUGGGGAUGCUGAGCACAAGCCAUACAUCUGUGGGGAUGCAGACUCUGCCUCCACUGUACUAGAUGGCUCUGAAGACUACCUCAUUUUAGCCUGUGAUGGUUUCUAUGACACAGUCAAUCCCGAUGAGGCAGUCAAAGUGGUGGCUGACCAUCUAAAGGAGAAUAAUGGCGACAGCAGCAUGGUAGCACAUAAAUUAGUGGCAUCUGCUCGAGAUGCCGGUUCCAGCGACAACAUUACUGUCAUUGUGGUAUUUCUCAGGGACAUGAACGCAGCAGUCAAUGUUAGCGAGGAGUCAGACUGGACAGAGAACUCUUUUCAAGGUGGGCAAGAAGACAACGGGGAAGAUAAAGAAAACCAUGGAGACUGCAAACGGCCAUGGCCCCAGCACCAGUGCUCAGCACCUGCAGAUCUAGGGUAUGAGGGACGGGUGGAUUCUUUCACCGACAGAACUAGCUUAAGCAUAGGGUCAAGCAUCAACGUGUUUGACGAUCAAGGCUAUUUAGACCUGACAAAAACAGAAACUAGUACACCUCCGAGUGCCAAAUGUCUGCCACCAAUUCAAGUGUUUAGUCCUGGCAUACCAAAGAGCGCGAAUUUGAUCAAUGGCCUAAGAGUAAAGAAUGAAUCACCAGAGUGCACCACAUCAUCAAUGUGUGGACAGAGAGCAGUUGAUGAGUGCUGGAUUGCAUGUGUGCUGUUUGGGGAAGGAUUUAGCUUUUUAGGUAUGGAUUCAUAAGUGAUAAUUCUGCCACUCAUACCAUUUAUCUUGCUAGGAGAAAAAAAAUCUGCCAUCAUAGUUCCAGUGUGGUCAGGUUAAAACAUUGUAUAGGUAGCAAGUGUUCAUUUCUUCACUAAAUGCAUAUUUAUAGAGUAGAUAGGAACCAUUUGUAAGGUAAGUCCUUUAAAGUUCUAUACUAUUACAAGUAGUGGUUAUUGGUCUGAUAUAUGCUGCUCUUGAUUCUACCCACUAGACAAAAAGCAGUGCUUUGUGAAACGCAGUGUUUUCUCUUAAUGCCACUGGUGAUAGGAAGUAGUUCUCUUCAGUUCAAACUCCUGUGCCCUUACUUGCUGCUUGCUAACGUAAGCAAUAAUCCCUCUCUAACGGUAUCUAAGUGUUCUGUAUCUCGUACUUUGAUUGUCUAUCUGGUGACAAUGUAAAGAUACUAGGCUAAUAUAAAAGCAUCUAAUUGUAUUUAUUAACUGUUGCUACUGAGAUUCAGUCUGUGACCUGUGUUUUGUAUUUUUAUUGUGUAUCUUAGUGGUGGUGAAAUUUGUAUAACGAAUCUUUCCAAUAAAGAGCUGAAGUAUCCCUUUUCUGCUCUGAAAGGAAAAGAAAAAAAAAAAA
Nestor notabilis (Kea) is the source of this 2089-nucleotide messenger RNA. RefSeq names its product protein phosphatase, Mg2+/Mn2+ dependent, 1E (gene PPM1E). The annotation marks the transcript as partial. The record is from RefSeq and is a predicted model, not a curated record. The transcript has 8 exons. Gene Ontology annotation, biological process: negative regulation of protein kinase activity; protein dephosphorylation. Gene Ontology annotation, molecular function: cation binding; protein serine/threonine phosphatase activity. Lineage: Eukaryota; Metazoa; Chordata; Aves; Psittaciformes; Psittacidae.